This is a messenger RNA of Durusdinium trenchii, 1347 nucleotides long. Lineage: Eukaryota; Dinophyceae; Suessiales; Symbiodiniaceae. The record is from the annotation of a GenBank genome assembly.
AUGCCGCCGCCACCAGGAGCCAAGAAGAGAGUUCUUCUCAUUGGCGGCCAAUUCACUGGCAAUUUCUGUGCGCGUGAGCUGAAGAAGCAGUUCUACGUUACGGUUGUGGACUGCAAGGAGUACUUUGAAUACACUCCCGGGGUGCUGCGAGCCUUUGUCCGGCCAGCACAUUUGGACUCCCUGACUUUUACUUUGCAGCCAGUCUACGAACGCAAGAUGGGCGUGAAGUUCAUUUGGGGAGAGGUGAAGGAGCUGAACGGCGCAAGGAAGACUGCAAGUGUCAAGACGAUGUUCUCGAACAACAUCGAUGAGAUUGGCUUUGACUAUUGCAUCAUUUGCUCUGGCUGCAACUUCGGGCCUUUCAAGCCAAUGGGCGAGUCCUUGUGGUUUCCAACCGUUCAUGAGGAGGCCCGAGGCCAUUCAGAUUGGAAGCACAUCGACGAGCGAUACUUGGAGGGAAGGCGUCGCCAUGUCCUGGAAGAGUACCAUAAACUCACAGAUCUCAACAAGAAACAGGCCACUGUUUUGAUUGUGGGCGCUGGUUUCAUUGGUGUCGAGUGGGCCACUGAGCUGGAGCAUUUCUUCCCUCAGCUGAAGAUCACGAUCAUCGACUUCCUUCCUCGAUGCCUGGGACCUUUGCCUGAUGGUGCUGCUGACUACUGUUCAGAUUACAUGGCAGCCUGCGGCAUCAAGGAGUUCUACAAUUGCAAGUAUGACCCGAAGAAUCCAGAGUUCUGGAAGCAAAUCGAACUUCCCAAUGGUGCUGAUGAAAUCUACGUGUGCAUCGGCGUGAAGGCAUCCAACUAUUUCAUGCCAGCAGAGACGCUCUCUGAUAAAGGCCCUGGCGGAGGCGGCUGGAUUCAUUUCAACAAGCACCUGCAGGUAACCCAGAAGCCAAGUUUGGGAGGAGGUGUUUGGGCUGAUGGCACUAUUUUCGCAGUCGGUGACUGCAACUAUGGCUGCAUUGGUGAGCCUGGCAAGUGGGAGAUGCCCCCCGUGCCCAAGAUCUCAUACCCUGGAGAAGAGCAGGCCUACCAUGCUUGCCUCAACGUCAUGAAACUCGAGAAGGGCCAGAAGUCAAAGUUGGUCACCACCUGGUGGCCAUGGGGAGCUGGCAUGUUUGCUACCAGCUUGGGGCCUCAUGAUGCUUGCUUUGUGGCAGCCGCCAAUGAGAACAAGAACUCGGGCUACAUGGUCAACUGGUGGAUCCCGGCGGCCUUGCAGAAAGAGAUUAUCGAAACCACCAAGAUCGAUGAGUGCCGCGACCGUUGGAUUGGCAUCCUGAUUUGGCACUUUGUUCAUCACACCCCGGUACACCUGUUUGGCCGUGGCCCAUGGUUUGUUUAG